Molecule: messenger RNA, 1032 nt
Organism: Purpureocillium lilacinum
Lineage: Eukaryota; Fungi; Ascomycota; Sordariomycetes; Hypocreales; Ophiocordycipitaceae
Source: RefSeq, a predicted model, not a curated record
AUGAUGUUUAUUAUAUGCCUGUUGGUGUCGGUCGCGCAGUUUGCCGUGGGCCUGGCGCUGAAUCCGGAGUCCGUCUCCCUGCCAUCAUGCCCGGAGAGAUGUCUCAAGGAGGCCUUGCAGACGUCCAACUGCUCUAAAGCCGGUGUCACCUGCGUCUGCAAUGACGAUGGGUUGUUCGACGGCUUCGUUACGUGUUCCCACCACGAGUGUAAGCCCAAGGACAUCCUGGUGGCUAUCAAUUUGACUACCGUCGCGUGCGACUUUCCGAUACGAGACGACCGCCCAAAGCUCAUAGAGAUGGCCGUUGCCUUCCUCUGCGUCACGAGCGUCAUUGUCGGACUGCGGCUGUUCCAAAGGCUCUGUCUUGGCAGUGGCCUCUACCCCGAUGACUGGCUCAUACUCGUGUCAUACAUCUGCGGCAUACCAAGCACGGUGAACCUCAUAGUCGGACUUGCCGGGAACGGACUUGGAACAGAUGCUUGGACUGUGCCAUUCGACAAGAUUACCACUUUUCUUCGUAUCAUGUACGUGAACGAAAUACUCUACUUCACACAAGUCUUUACUGUCAAGCUCUCGAUAUUGGCCUUUUACCUGCGCCUCUUUCCCGGAACCAUUGUACGACGCCUCAUCUGGGGAACAAUAGUCAUGACCGGAUCCUUCAUCAUCAUAUAUGAUCUCAUGGUCAUUUUCCAGUGCAAACCCGUCAGUCAUUACUGGCUGGGCUGGGACGGCGAGUCCAAGGGAAGCUGCCUGAGCAUCAACGCUCUCGUUUGGGCGAACGCUGCGUCCAGCAUAACUCUCGACGUAUGGAUGCUUGCCCUUCCACUGGCGCAGCUUCGAGCGCUGCAGCUCCACUGGAAGAAGAAGAUAGGCGUCGCCCUCAUGUUUAGCGUCGGAGUAUUCGUCACGGCCGUCAGCAUCCUCCGUCUACAGUUCCUGGUGAAGUUUGGCAGCUCGACAAACACAACUUGGGAUCAAUUCCCCACAAGCUACUGGUCUGCAGUGGAGCUCAACUACCAGAGAGCUAUCUGA